This is a messenger RNA of Histoplasma capsulatum G186AR, 1506 nucleotides long. RefSeq names its product dolichyl-phosphate beta-glucosyltransferase. The record is from RefSeq and is a predicted model, not a curated record. NCBI's taxonomy places the organism in Eukaryota, Fungi, Ascomycota, Eurotiomycetes, Onygenales, Ajellomycetaceae. The coding region runs from base 1 to 1260 and encodes 419 amino acids. Gene Ontology annotation, cellular component: endoplasmic reticulum membrane. The transcript has 5 exons.
AUGGCAUCUCCCUCGCCAGCGCUGUGGAAGACGCGGCUGAGGAGCAGUGGUAUGCUGACAGAGGCAAUAGGCGAAAUUCAUCCCUCAUCGGACCUUGUGGCAGACGGCUGCUUGAAUGAGGGAGCAACCGUAUACUCGUCGCUCGUGUCUUGGUCCAUAACCAUGGUGGACCUCAAAGCACUGAGCGCGAUCUGCAGCCAAUGCGUGGAGCUUGCCAGCAGGACUCCCCCCUCGCUGUGGAUUAUUUCCCUGCUAUCUACAUUUGCAGGUUUCAUUCUUUUUAAAUGGAGAAGGCGGAGCUGUUUAUGUCCGUGGUGGUUCCCCGCAUUUAACGAAGAGGAUAGGUUGGGCGGGAUGCUGGAAGAGGCUGUGAAUUAUCUUGAGAGGACUUAUGGGAAACUUGCGGAAUGUCAGCAAGAUGGAACUUUGCUUAACGAGGUUACGAAAUGCGAAAGGACUCGUCGUCGUAAACUCGAUGGAGGCGCAAAUGGAAGCGCAAAUAGAAGCGCGGACAUGCCACUCAGGGGAUGGGAAAUACUCGUCGUGUCGGAUGGUUCUACAGAUGGGACCGUAGAAACUGCAUUGGCCUUUGCCAAAGACCAUCAGCUUUCGCCACACCCCAAGAGCCAUCCAGGACCAUGGUCAACUGUCGUUGACGCGGACGGCGUACAUACCCCCCCGGGGACAAUCCGGGUGAUCACCCUAACGAAGAAUAGAGGGAAAGGCGGGGCUGUCACGCAUGGUAUGAGGCAUGUACGCGGCCAAUAUGUCAUCUUCGCGGACGCGGAUGGUGCCAGUCGGUUCGAUGACCUAGGGAAACUAGUAUCAGCUUGUCAACGGAUUGAAGAUGUGCAAUCUCGAGGACUUGCCGUCGGAUCCAGAGCACAUCUCGUUGGCAGCGAAGCGGUAGUUAAGCGCUCCAAACUCCGGAACUUCCUCAUGCACUCUUUUCACCUAAUCCUGCGCAUACUCACCCCACCUGCCACAGCUUCGAUAAAAGAUACCCAAUGUGGUUUCAAGCUCUUCUCCCGUGCCUCUUUACCAUACAUCAUUCCUUACAUGCACUUUGAAGGAUGGAUUUUUGACGUUGAAAUGCUUAUGCUUGCUGAAUUUGCCGGUAUUCCUGUGGCGGAGGUACCCGUGGGUUGGAGAGAGGUCAAAGGGAGCAAGUUGAAUGUCGUCUGGGAUAGUUUGGGGAUGGCGUGGGGCUUGGCUAUCUUGCGGAUGGCUUGGGGGUUUGGCGUUUAUAGACGGACUUGACCCAUAGAAGUUUUGGAUGUUAUCAGUUCCCCUCACAUUUCCUCUUUCUUGUAUUUUGAAUUGGUUGGCGUUUCUCACUGGGUUUGGUUCAAGUUUCCCUUUUCUUUUAGUUUCUCCCAGAUGGACUACGAUACGGCUAAAGAUGUAUAAAAAGGAUAUAAAUGAUUUGGCUCCACGUUCGAUGAACGUAUGGAUGGGUUGUAGAGAUUAUCCUCAUAAUGAAAUAUGUUUGUCACAGGUUCAAAA